This is a messenger RNA of Bombus impatiens (common eastern bumble bee), 4250 nucleotides long. Its product is annotated as protein zerknuellt 1-like. Bases 1575 to 3065 code for a protein of 496 amino acids. Lineage: Eukaryota; Metazoa; Arthropoda; Insecta; Hymenoptera; Apidae. Gene Ontology annotation, biological process: regulation of DNA-templated transcription. Gene Ontology annotation, molecular function: DNA-binding transcription factor activity, RNA polymerase II-specific; sequence-specific double-stranded DNA binding. The record is from RefSeq and is a predicted model, not a curated record. The transcript has 4 exons.
AAAAAAAAAAGGAGAGAAGGUGAAAGAAUAAAGGAAGAGAAAUAAAGGAAGGAGGAUAAUUUUCUGUGGUGAAAAAAAUUUGAACUUUGUAGAAGUGCGCAUCUCGUUGACGGCAUUAGAGGCUAAGGUCGACGCUGCUGCCUAGGCUCCACGACAGGGGUGGUUUGCCGAAUGCUGUGGGGAAGGGAGGAGCCAUCUUGCGGCUGCUUUCAGGGCAGCCACCAAUUGAUUCAUCCCCACUACGGCACCACCAUUACUGCAAGGAAGGGGCGUCGAUUCAAUUCCAGGGCAAAAAAACCGUCUACGAGGCGGAGUUCGCUCCGUAAUCCAUCCGUCCUCAUUGGCCAGGAAUAGAGUGGCACCCGUGAACCCACCAUCUGUCCGACCAAUCCAAAGCCUCUGGGUGGCGACCCAAACCAGUUUUGACUCCGUGGACAGAGGGGAGCCGUUGACUUCACUCUCCAGGCAGAUAGUGCUGUGCCGUUGGCUCGUGCCGUAGUGGUCCUAACACUAACAGGUCCUUGCCAGCAAGGAAUCCCUGGAAUCCGUUCCGUUGCGCGCUCGAAUUCACCCCACGGACUGCCAAAUACACAAAUACGACCCGUGCUCUUCUCUAAUCUCGUCAGCUGAUCGGUGUUUUCGUUGCUGCUGAUUGCGUAACCUGAUGUCCAGGUACGACGACACCGUCACCUCUAAACAGUUUUUAACAAGUGUGAUCGUCGACCAGUGCACCGUGGACUUGUGUUUUCAACGAUGGCCCAGUUUCCCUAGUGACUUUUGCGGUUUGGCGGGUUCAUUCGCAAAAUUGACGGAAACAUGAACAUCCAGGGUGAAGAUUAGAUCCCGGAUGGAAAGUUUGAUUUCGAAAAGACCGACAAUGAGAAAUCGUGGCGUGAAACUGGAGUGUUAGUUACCGAGACUGUACUCGCGAAAGGACUAAAUGGACUCUCGAAAUACGUGUUUCAGGAAAUUCUGCUUGACUAACUUGGUGGGAUUAUAUUUUUUGGGAUUUGGGAGAAAAGCGUCGAGGACUUUGAAUAUUAGAUAAAAGACUGAAGCAUAGAAGCUGAAAAUACUGGCAGGAAGAAUUUACAUGGAAUCCUCGAUGCAAGGAUUCUUUUAAAAGGCAAAAAGGUCGAUUGCCAUUGACGGAAACCUCGAAUCACGCCUUCCGACGGCUGUCGACUUACCACGAGCACGUUCACUCGCAAACACAUUCGCCAUCCUUCCACCUCCACGACUACCGAUCAUCAACAAACAUGAUCAAUCUCGCUGCAUAUAUCUAAAAAGAACCUCUAAAUUCCAUCAAUCUUAAACUUAAAUCUUCCAUGUAAGAUGUAAACAAACGAUUUCUUGGUACAUCAUCGAAAACUUAUCUCACGUGCGUCAUACUCUGAAAUUGAGGUGUCCAGACCUGCAACAACUGUUCUCGUCGAAUGUCAGUUCCCAUGAAGUUGAGGAAACUACGAUCGUCGAAAGUAUAGCGUAUCGAGGAUAGAGUAGAGGGAUAUAGAUGCAAAAUAAGUGAAAUCUCUCCGGUGGAGAGACAGCCAGUCGUCAAGUUGGUCCCAAACAUGGUCCUGGAACCAGGAGGUGGUCUGUCCUUUCCACUGCCUCCUGGUAGCGGCUCUACUGGUUCCGGUGGUUCCCUCCUGACUCCGGCCAGACUGUUUCAGAGGGCGACACCCGUGUUUCCGUUUCAUCUGACAGGAUGGCCACCACAUCAUCCGGUCCUCGGACAGGUUCAAAGCCAGGUACAGCAGACGAUGCAAGCUCAGCAUCAAGCAGCCGCGGCCGCUGUCAGGUUCCUCAGUCAUCAUCAUCCUCAUCAUCCGCAUCCGGCACUAGGGAACCACCCCCUGGUGCCGGCGAUAACUAGCCACCAUCCAACCGCCCAUCAUCUUCAUCACGGUGCCGAUCACGCGGACGAGGAUGACGAGAAGAAAGGCUGCGAUGGUGAAUCGGACGAAGGUGGAAGCAAAAGGCGAAGGAGCAGGACCAACUUUAAUAGCUGGCAACUGGAAGAAUUGGAACGAGCAUUUCUCUCGAGUCAUUAUCCUGAUGUGUUUAUGCGAGAAGCUCUGGCUGUGAGACUCGAGCUGAAAGAGAGCCGCGUGGCCGUAUGGUUCCAAAACAGAAGGGCAAAAUGGAGAAAGAAGGAGCACACGAAGAAGGGUCCAGGAAGGCCGGCGCAUAACGCUCAUCCUCAGAGUUGUAGCGGCGAACCCAUUCCACCUGAAGAGCUGAGAAGAAAGGAGAGGGAAAGGCGGCAGAAGAAAUUGUUGAAAGCUCUUGAACGACAGCAGAGGAAAUUAGCUGCGAAGGGAAUCACCGUGGACCUCUCGACGCUUCGCGCCGAAUGGGAGUCCCGGAGCGCCGCGGCAUCCAGCGGAAAUUCCCUGAACGGCAGCCUAGGAAGCUCGUUCAACCACUUGACAAACAACAACGAGAGCAGCAGCGUGUCAGGUUCCGGAAACGACGCGAACGAGGAGAUUGAUGUGGUGGGUGGUCUGGAUUCUUGCAGCGAGAGCGGCAGCGAGAGAGUCGAUUCGGCUGCGGAUGGCUCUAUCGACGGAGAGUGUUAUCCAAGGCUAGCAAAUACCAGCAACGAGCAAAACGAUGCUCGGAGAUCGGUGAACCAGGUCUCAGGGAGUCUUCAGAGUCCCAACUCCAGCCUGAGCCUCGAUCAUUUGAACCAUCAGCAAGGGAUUCAUCAUUGGGGUCUAAGCCUUCUAGAGAGAAGAAGGGAGCUAGUGAACAUCAACAGUGCAGGUGGACAGCGCCAUACAACGAACAGUAGCAGCAACCCUGGCAGAACAUCCGUCAGGCAACAGACCAACGAAGAAGAGGUCCAAAGCAGUAGCAUAGACUUGUCCGUGAAAGGGAGAGAAGAAAGAAAGAGGCUGAACCCCUUCUCCAUCGACAGUCUCCUGGGCAAUAACAGGACCAGCACCCCUGGAAUCCACAACGAAUACAGAGCCUCGACGCCAACCCUUUCUAACGGAAGAGAGUCGAGCAGCCCCACGUCGCCGAUCUCCGUACCCACUUCGCCAUCCACCACGUAGUGAGUCAAGAAGUCGAAUUCCUUCCAGUCGAGAUUUUCCGGUGACAAACGACGCGAGUUUCGGUGUUAGACAACGAAGUGAUGGGCCAGUUUCGCGAGAACAUUAUCGUGAACAACGAGAAGGUUGAGGUUAGGGAGAUACACACGUUUAGGACAGUACCCUAUUAUCGCUGUUCGAGGUGGAACAGAAGAGUUCCUAUGAUGGCGAGCCUAGAUCUUUCGUUUCUUAGAAGACUUACCAUGGUUUCGUGAUAGGUCGAGCAAGGUUAACAUUGUUUAGUAUCGUUCGAUUGGUCAAGAAGAAAGGAUCUUUAACGAAGGAUGACGAACAGUGAUUCGAUCUACGUUCCACGAUCCAAUUGGAGAUUCCAGAGAGUUUUCGCUGUCGAAGCGUGACUGUUUUCGUCGGUCGCGUGGCUCGAAAGAGACAAAAAGAAAAGCGACGAGUUUUUUGACUGAAUAAAGGGAAGCUUAUAUCAGUUUCGACAUAUCUGCAUCGAGUGCGUGAGUGACGUUGAGUCUAUCCAGGGUGUUCGACUUUCUUCUUUGUCCUGCGUGUUCGAGUGUAGAGAUCGAGACGAGAAUGUGCAAUAAAACAAGCAUCAUCUUCCUCUUUUUCGUUCUAGAACGAUUUUGUUCGGGAGAUAUGGCGGAGGAUGAGAGAUAGAUAGAGAUAGUACAGAUGCGUGUGCGAGAGAGCGACAGACUGCGCGUGUAUUUAAUGUAAAUAGCUCGAAGUAUGGACGAUUUCGUUUUAUUUAAUUGAUCGUAGUCGAUACCCAAGUGUUCGUCGAGUCGCGGAUAUUAUUUAAAGCAAUAGAGAUUUCGCCUGGUACGCGUGUAUAUAACAUAGAGAAUAAAAGGAAAGUUUUAGACAGUGCGUGAAGGAUGCUGAAAAUAAUGACAAGCGGUACAAAGCUGAAUUGCGGGAUGUUUCUCCUCUUCUUGUUUUUUUUUUCUUUUUUCUUUUUGUGUCAUACCAGGGUGCAUUUUGAGUGUGUGUGAGAAAGAGAGGGAUAUCGGAGAUCGAUAAGGGGAUGCGAAGAGGAGAAGAGAAGGACAGCGAAAGAGUGAGAGAGAGAGAGAGAGAGAGAGAAGAUGUUACGAGAUGCCAUAAAAUCUGGGAUGCGAGACAGUAUCUACCGUAUAUUCAUUUCAAAUAUAUUAAUUUAUUCUCAACACUAUA